Messenger RNA from Penicillium nucicola, 1428 nucleotides. RefSeq lists its product as uncharacterized. The record is from RefSeq and is a predicted model, not a curated record. NCBI's taxonomy places the organism in Eukaryota, Fungi, Ascomycota, Eurotiomycetes, Eurotiales, Aspergillaceae. Gene Ontology annotation, molecular function: dimethylallyltranstransferase activity; (2E,6E)-farnesyl diphosphate synthase activity. Gene Ontology annotation, cellular component: cytoplasm. Gene Ontology annotation, biological process: trans, trans-farnesyl diphosphate biosynthetic process. The transcript has a single exon. The coding region runs from base 1 to 1428 and encodes 475 amino acids.
AUGAAACAAGAAGAUAUGGAAAGAAACAUCCAGGAGCUUCGGGCCGCGCCAGGGCUCGGAUUUCCGCUCCAAUUUUUGUAUUCCAAGAUAUUCCAAGAGCCUAUUGACAAACCCCCUUUGAUUCCCCUCGAGGAGGACGUCCGUAGGGCAUUUGCCUUCCUGGACGAAAUCGCCGAGAAACUGCCCCUGACAGAUCUGGGCUGCCAGCAUGAAGUUUACGAUAUCAACCAUGACUGGGUCCGUCAUGUCCUGCGGGAGUUCAAAUCAUGGCAUCAUGGCAUUUCGGGAGGGAUCGUCAUCAACACCUACAGACGACUGACCCCGCCAGAGUACCAGACACCGGAACAUAUGAAAGUGGUAUAUAUGCUUUUCGCUUCGGUGGAGCUCUCUGUGGGCAUGACUAUUAUGCCGGAUGAUCAAUUUGACCUGACCAUGGAGCGCCACCAGACACCUUCCUGGUACCGCACACAUCCCGUCAGUCUAGGGACUGACACCAUGAUUGUGGCUGCUAUGUCUCAUAGAAUUCUGAUGAAACUAUUUCCCCGGGGUCAUCCAUGCUUUGCCGACAUCCUCGACGCCCAUCUACAAUUUAUGCAGGAUUCUGUAACCUACUUCGGCUAUGAUUCUGCCCAUUGGCAUAAAAUCGGCCAGCAUCGUUAUCAAGAGGUGUUUGACCACUACACCAAAGACCUUGAGAGCUUUUCUACCAGCAAACCGCUAUCAAAUGAUCCUAUCAUUGUCAAGAGUCCAGUGCCCUUUGAAAUGCUGGGAGUGAAAGCAUACGGUCAACACACCACCAUUCGUACGACGCAAUUUCUCCAGUUCUGUGUCAACGUGGGACGCAUGGCCGCAUGCUAUACUUCCGUGGACGUAAAGGCAAUGGACAACGUGGUAGGAAAGGCGAUCGACUUCCUCACUCCCUUCGACGACUACCAAGAAUACCACAGCAAGGGCAGCGUCAAAUACGAAGACAUCACAGGCGGUGCCCCCGAAAUCUUCAUUUCCGUCCUCAUGGACACUCUAAGGGAGCCAGGGUUCCCAUCUGAGAAGCGUGCACAAGUGAUGACAGUUCUUGAGCGCAACUUCGGGACUCAUUCGAUCGCGGGGGCCAAAAUCAUUGCCAACAUCUACGAGGAACUGGAGAUCCCCGAGAAGGUUCGCCAGCUUCUAUACAAGAGGAUCGACGAUUUGGGCCAGGCAGUCACGCAACAAGCUGUAGCCAUCAACUUCCCCACAGCGAUCCUCUUUGACAUGAUAAUUUAUAUAUGUCGGGAGGAUGGAACACUCGAUCCUGAAGUCAUUCAAGGAGUUCAUACAUUGACGAGCGGACAUGGCUAUGCGAGUAAAGGGGGGGCAUAUACGGCGCCCACAGACUUCCUAAGGCGAUUGGUUGACUACUUUCGGCCGUCGAUCGAGCCAACUCAUUGA